Molecule: messenger RNA, 1231 nt
Organism: Gossypium raimondii (Peruvian cotton)
Lineage: Eukaryota; Viridiplantae; Streptophyta; Magnoliopsida; Malvales; Malvaceae
Exons: 2
Coding region: 465-764 (99 amino acids)
Source: RefSeq, a predicted model, not a curated record
UUCUGUAUUUCAUUAAAGGUCAAAAGCUGGUUUUUUUUUUUUUUUUAACUCAAAAUUUUUUUCCCAUCACUUUCCCAGGAAAAAUAAAUCUUAAGCUGAUUGGAAUUUUUUAGCUUGAUUUGAGAUUCUCAAGUUUCAUGGUUUUUCUAUUUUCCCCCUUGAAAAUUGAAUUUGCAAUUUAUGGUUUUCUUUAUGGUGUCAAAAACAAUGGGUUGACUUUUUUCUUGGGAUUUUAUCAAAUUGAAGGAUUCCACUUUCCACCCAGAAUAAAAUAAAAAUUUUAAAUUUUGGGGGUUAGGGUUUGAUCAUUCAUCUCCUUUUGCUUUCUGGGUAAUUUGGUUUUUUUUUUUUUUGAAAAAUCUCAAUCUUUAAGGGGCUUUAUAAUUUAUUAUAAAAGACCCCUUUUUUUUCUUCUUGAAAUCCAAGUUAUUCAAUAGAUUCAAAGCUUUUGAGUAGAAUUGUCAAUGGAUGCUGCCCCUAAUGAUGUGAAGGAGGUUAAUGGACAUAAAAGGAACUCUUUAAGUUCCAUAGAUUCCACAGAAACUGAAGAUCACACUGAUGGAGAAGAAUACAGUGAGUCAAAUUCUUUGUUGCUACCUAAAAAAGGUGGGAUGUCAAGAAAAUCUGAAAAGACAAGGAGAAAAGUCCAAUGGAAUGAUAGAAAUGGUGAUAAACUUGUGGAGGUCAUGGAAUUUGAACCAAGUGAUGUGAGCGAUUCUGAAGACGACGAGGAUAAAGAUUCCUGCAUAUGUAUAAUAAUGUAGAUAUCGGGCAUUUAUUUUUCUGCUGGAAAAAAAAUCGAUGGGGCUUCAUUUUCAACCUCGAGUUUGAUAUCUUGUUACCAGAUAGCACUGGUUUCAACUCUUUUUUGGAAGGAUAGAACAGAACAUCCAGAAGCUGACCGAGGCGGUCUUCUUGUAAUUUUGCAUCAAAUUGGAGGCCCCCCAUGGGGGUUUAUAACAUGUUCCACCAUUAACAGAUGAGAAUUUCACGGACCUUAUCUCAGAAACAGAAGCAGAUGAAGAUGACCGUUUAUCUUUGCACGAUGUGUAUUCAUUAAUCAUUACGAUUGUUUCUGUUUUUGUUUGCUUUUUCUUGUAUGUUGAUAUAUACGAGUCGAACAAUGUUAGAAGAGAUAGCAUUCCUUGAUACUGAAAGGAAACAGUCAAAUGCUUUGCAGCUUAUGUUCUUCUGAAUGUUAGAUCUCCAUAAAUAACAUUGUUUGUUGCUA